This is a messenger RNA of Lactuca saligna, 435 nucleotides long. The record is from the annotation of a GenBank genome assembly. NCBI's taxonomy places the organism in Eukaryota, Viridiplantae, Streptophyta, Magnoliopsida, Asterales, Asteraceae.
AUGGAUUCCAUAAUAUUGGAUCACGAAGAAGCUGAUGAGCAGAUGGAUUUACAAAAUGGCCGAUCCUAUGAGUGCAUGUAUUGCAAGCAUGGGUUCACUACAGCUCAAGCGUUGGGUGGACAUAUGAAUGUCCACAGGAAAGAUAGAGCAAAGAGCAGAUCUAAUCCUUCAAAGAGCAACACUAGACCCCACCAGCCAUGCUUGAUCACUCGUGAGUUCAUGUCAAGAUCUACUCCUAUAAUCUAUGAUAACAAUCAUGGAAAACAUAAAAACCCUAAUGGAUUGAUCAUCACGAGUUCAACUCGAGAGGAGAUGAGAUUGAGCUUAAGUUUAAGCUUACAGUUUGGUUUGUCACAUGAAGGAGAAAGUAUUCAAGAGGGAAAUGAAGCUGAUGAUGAACUGGAUUUGGAGCUUCGUCUUGGGUAUGAUCCAUGA